Messenger RNA from Bursaphelenchus xylophilus (pine wood nematode), 2500 nucleotides. Lineage: Eukaryota; Metazoa; Nematoda; Chromadorea; Rhabditida; Aphelenchoididae. The record is from the annotation of a GenBank genome assembly.
AUGGUGGAGGUGAAGGCCGAAAAUGUAAGAAAUUUUACGUCUUGCGAUCAAAUUUAUAUAAAUCAUGAGAUUUGAAGGGAAGAGUGAGAAAAAUACCCCAUAAAUUCCGUAAUUUGUAAAAUUAAGGGCUGAAAUUUGCCUCUGGCAGGGCUGAUGCUACAGUAAUCCUCAGCGAAAAAUUUUAUCUCUAUAAGUUGAGAUUCGUCCAAGCUGAGAGACAUUUUAUAUUAACCAUGACACAUUAAGCCAUAUUCGAAAGACAUAGGUGUAGACGUCGUAUUUUAAAAGAUAUUGAGCUGAAAUUUGCCAUAGUUUAGCUCGAUGCUAUGGUAAUCCGAUACAAAAAAGACUACAGUAAACAACGGUGAUAGCGAUCAGUUCUAUACACAUUUAUAUUAACGAUCAUGCACCAAAGCGGGAAUAAGAAACUCAUUGCCGUGAACGUAUUUUAGCAAAGAACUUUAUCAAAUUUUGUGUCCUGAUUUUGACUCUGAUGCUACAGUAAUCCAGGGUACCAAAAUUGAAAGUAAUACCUUCAAUCUGUGCCUUUGGAAUGCAUUUUAUAUUCACCACGAGGCUUUAGAGCAAGGUGUAGAAAAAUUGUUAUAAAUCCCGUAUUUUGUGAAGAAACUGAACGUCGCUUUGCAUGAUAGAGCAAUAAACUGCAGUAAUCAUCUCGGCAAAAUAUGAUUUUAAUCUGACCAAAAACAGAGGACCAGCAGGCGAAAAUAUAUUAGUCAUCAUCGGCUAAAGUCAUCGGAAAAACACGAUUUUUCGAUCCGUAUUUUACCCCAACAUAUAUGCAUAUUGUACUGUAAAUAACUUUCAGACCCUCCUCUCCAUCGUUGUUUGUCUUUUCGUCGCGCUGAGCAACACAUUUUCCGGCCAAUUCGCGAAAGAAGCGCUGACGUUGGACGAGACCAAGUUCUUCGCGCCUUAUUGGAUGACCUACCUCAACACGCUGCUGAUGAUCCCAUUAUAUCCGAUUUUCUUGGCAGUCAAAGUGUUAUUUACCACGGCAAAGGCGACCGACAUCAAUUACGAUGCUAUGAAAAUUUUGAAAAAUGAAAAAGUAAAGAAAAUCAAGGCCAACAAACUUUUUCAGGGGAAAUUCUACCCGAUCCCGGUGCUGAUUGUCGCCUCAAUCCUCAUCGUCUAUGGCUGGAUCGCGCCGAACUACAUUUUCGCGGUCUCGUUGAAGUUUAUUUCGGUUUCGGCCGCGGUCUCCAUAAACUCGCUGAAUGCCGCGAUGGUCUUUGUUUUGUCGAUCCUCUGGCUGAAGGCGAGAUUCAGCUGGUUUAAAGUUGGUUUUACACUUUUUCAGGGCUUGAUUACAGUUUUAGAGCUCUUUUUUGGCAAUUUUAGGUAUCUGAUGUCAAGUGCAAUAUAAUUUUAGGCUUGUGGAGUGGUUUUGAGUAUAGCAGGCGUUGUGCUAGUCUCCAUGGACGAUGAAUUUACUGGGAGUGUCACCGGGGUGGUCUUAAUUUUGCUGUGCGCUUCGUGUAUCGCCAUCUACAACGUAUGUUGCGAUUCGUUUUUUUGGCUAUAAAAUUAGAUAUAAGCAAUCAAAUUUGGUCUAAAAUAGCUUUUCCAUGCUACUGGCAAUAUUUUAAGGCCUCAUCUUCCUAUUAAAACCUCAACAUUGACCUUAUUUGACUUUAUUUUACCUGAUCCGACCUUAUUUUAUACUAUUAGCUUUUUGGCUAUAAAAUUAGUCACAAAUCGCCAAAUUUGGUCUAAAAUAGCUUUUUCAUGCUACCAGCAAUAUUUUAAUACCGGAUCUGCCCAUUAAAACCUCAAGAUCGACUUUAUUUUACCUGAUCCGACCUUACUUUAGACCUCCUUCAAAAAGAUCUUCGGUGAUCUCAAUCUUGGCCAAGUUUUGUUCUUCCUGACUCUUCUAGGACUCGCCAACCUCGUCUUCAACUCAUUUACCACGUACAUGUUGGUAAAAUACGACUUGGACGUCCUAGUUUGGGAGGCGAUUCCGUGGAAAGCUGUGGCCGGAAAUUUGGCCAUGGCUGCUUGUAAGUGUGACCUACAAUGCCAAUUUGCUUUUUAUCACGUUCUUUAGUGUAUAACAUCUCUGUGAACAUGGGAAUCGCCAUUCUGAAUCCAUUGGUCGUCUCCAUCGGGAUACUUUUAGGAAUCCCCAUCAGCGCAGGUAGGAUCACAAAAUUUUAUGUGAUUUCAACGGAAAUCUUUUGCUUUGAUGGCCUUGUAGGAUCAAAUACGAGUUCUUUUCUGAUCUCCACGCCUUAGACAUUAAAAUUUCGCCGAUUUCGAAGACUUUUUAUAUUAUCCAUGGCAAAUUUCUUCGAAUUUUCGUCUGAAACAACAUUUCUAUCCCAAUUUUUCAGCUGUCGACAUUCUCUUCCACGGUCUGGAUGCCGGACUAACAGUUUUGGUUGGUGGGAUCUUGAUCUCCAUCGGAUUUUGUCUAAAUACGCUGCCCAUUGACGAAUGGACAAGGAAAAAACCUGUCGUUAUUGUUGCCUAA